Cladophialophora immunda is the source of this 458-nucleotide messenger RNA. RefSeq lists its product as uncharacterized. NCBI's taxonomy places the organism in Eukaryota, Fungi, Ascomycota, Eurotiomycetes, Chaetothyriales, Herpotrichiellaceae. The record is from RefSeq and is a predicted model, not a curated record. The transcript has 2 exons. The coding region runs from base 155 to 346 and encodes 63 amino acids.
AUUGGCUGUGUCUGCCUUGCCACUCAAAUACUUUCAAACCCGAGAAUCUCCAUCGCCUGACAUCUGAUUAUCCAAAAUCAAAUCACCCACCGCAAAAGCUUCGUGCUCACGAUAAAAGAGACGACCAAGGCACAGAAGAAACUUCAGUCCCACCAUGCCAGAAGCUACCAAGGUUCAGCCAUGGAAGUCGGUUUGGCCCGCGCCCGACACCACUACCGACAAGGAGCGUGUGGAAGAGGGCGAGAAAGACCAAAUCCCCCACUUCAAGCUUUCAGGGGGCAGAAGUGCCGAGUUCGGAUACGAGGAGGAGGUCAAGGUUGACGAGCCGAAGCCCGAGAAGAAAUGAACGGUCGUUGAUAUGGUGAUUAUGCUACGAGGGCUCACGGGGCGCAGUAUGUAUUCGUGGUCUCAGCGCGGAUUCGCACUGAUGUACGCUCUUUGAUUGGGGAAUUCCAUCA